Messenger RNA from Bombina bombina (fire-bellied toad), 1164 nucleotides. RefSeq names its product loricrin-like. NCBI's taxonomy places the organism in Eukaryota, Metazoa, Chordata, Amphibia, Anura, Bombinatoridae. The record is from RefSeq and is a predicted model, not a curated record. Bases 1 to 1164 code for a protein of 387 amino acids. The transcript is spliced from 11 exons.
AUGUACCGGUUUGAUUUCUCUAUAAAAGCAAAGGCACAAAACUCCACAGGCACAUCCCCUUGCAGAACGGUGGUUACCAUAAUUAUGUCUGGAGUUAAAGGUGGUUGUGGUGGUGGAGGUGGAGGAGGAGGUGGAGGAGGAGGUGGUGGAGGAUACAAAGCUAACCCUUGUGUUACAGUUGAUCCAUGCCAAAACGUCAACAUCUCAACUCAAAAAGGUGUAGUUGAUCCUUGCCAGCAGAGUGGUGGAGGACAAGGUAGUUAUGGCAGUGGUGGAGGCUUUGGAGGUCAAGUGAGCUAUGGAGGUGGUAGUCAAGGUGGUCAAGUCAGCCAAUGUACAGGUGUAGUUGAUCCUUGCCAGCAGAGUGGUGGAGGACAAGGUAGUUAUGGCAGUGGUGGAGGCUUUGGAGGUCAAGUGAGCUAUGGAGGUGGUAGUCAAAGUGGUCAAGUUAGCCAAUGUACAGGUGUAGUUGAUCCUUGCCAGCAGAGUGGUGGAGGACAAGGUAGUUAUGGCAGUGGUGGAGGCUUUGGAGGUCAAGUGAGCUAUGGAGGUGGUAGUCAAGGUGGUCAAGAUGCAUUCAGGUACUUAGGUAUCUGGAUCUCUUCUGAUCCUAGUGCCUGGUACGACUUGAAUGUUUUACCUGUCCUUAAGAAAGUUAUGGAAGCCUUUAAAAACUGGCAGAAACUCCCUUUGUCUUUAUCAGGACCAAAGGCACAAAACUCCACAGGCACAUCCCCUUGCAGAACGGUGGUUACCAUAAUUAUGUCUGGAGUUAAAGGUGGUUGUGGUGGUGGAGGUGGAGGAGGAGGAGGUGGUGGUGGAGGAUACAAAGCUAACCUUGAUCCAUGCCAAAAUGUCAACAUCUCAACUCAAAAAUGUGCAGGUGUAGUUGAUCCUUGCCAGCAGAGUGGUGGAGGACAAGGUGGUUAUGGCAGUGGUGGAGGCUUUGGAGGUCAAGUGAGCUAUGGAGGUGGUAGUCAAGGUGGUCAAGUCAGCCAAUGUACAGGUGUUGUUGAUCCUUGCCAGCAGAGUGGUGGAGGACAAGGUGGUUAUGGCAGUGGUGGAGGCUUUGGAGGUCAAGUGAGCUAUGGAGGUGGUAGUCAAGGUGGUCAAGUCAGCCAAAGUGGUCAAGCCAGCCAUGGUGGUGGUUGUGCCAAGAAAUGA